AUGGGUGGCGACGCUGCUAUUAACCGCCCGCUGCGCGCCAAUUACAGGCUCCGGAAGCGGGGCCCGGGCGUGCGGUGCGGCUGCGUGCCCGCGAGGAAGCUGGAAGACCAUCCAUAUGGUGGUUUUUACAAGUGUCACCAACCAGCAAUUUUAUUGCGAGAUCUGGAGCUAAUAAAGACAGUUCUGGUUAAGGAAUUCCACAAUUUUAGUGACAAUGAAUUCCAAGUGAGUGAAGAAGUUGACCCAGUAGUUGGAAAAAGUCCAUCUGCACAGCAAGAGGAAAGAUGGAAAGUCACAAGAAAUCUCUUGACUCCAGCAAUGACAGUAGCAAAAAUUCGACCAAUAUUCCCUUUGAUGAUGGAAGUUACCAAGGAGGCCUUGGUAUACUUAGAAAAAUUGCCAGAAGCCAGGAGUCAAGAUGGUGUGGAUAUUAAGCAGUUUUCACUUCAGUUUGCAACAGAUAUCAUUGCAUCAAGUGUCUUUGGUCUUAAAGGAAAUGCUUUCAGAGACCCGGAGGCUGAUUUUUGGAAUAUGGCUCAAAACAUAGUAGUGCCAAAUUUAUGGAAAGACCUAAAACAUUUUGUAGUUGUUAAAGCACCAAAGCUUGCUGAAAUUCUCGGAUUCAGGAUAGUUGAUGCUGAAGUGUCAGACUUCUUUUAUAGAGCAGUGAAACAUGUUGUUUCCUAUCGGGAUGAGAACAAUUUCAAGAGGAUGGAUUUCAUGCAAAUGAUGAUGCAGAUACAUAAAACAGACUCAGAUGAGAACACAGGUUACAACUUAGAAGACAUCGCAGCGCACGGGACGAUGUUCUUCACGGAGGGGUGCGACCCGUGCGCGACUGCCCUCGCCUUCACGCUGUUCGAGCUGGCGCACAACGCGGACGUGCAGGAGCAGCUGCGGGAGGAGGUGGUGGCAGCCACUGGGGCGGAGCUCACGUACGAGAAGCUGCAGGAGAUGGAGCUACUCGACCGCGUCGUCUCUGUGCAGGCUUAA
This is a messenger RNA of Schistocerca cancellata (South American locust), 993 nucleotides long. RefSeq names its product probable cytochrome P450 9f2. The transcript is spliced from 7 exons. The coding region runs from base 1 to 993 and encodes 330 amino acids. Gene Ontology annotation, molecular function: iron ion binding; heme binding; oxidoreductase activity, acting on paired donors, with incorporation or reduction of molecular oxygen. The record is from RefSeq and is a predicted model, not a curated record. Lineage: Eukaryota; Metazoa; Arthropoda; Insecta; Orthoptera; Acrididae.